Messenger RNA from Eupeodes corollae, 3367 nucleotides. It is a transcript of the gene Scm, whose product is annotated as polycomb protein Scm. Gene Ontology annotation, molecular function: zinc ion binding; protein binding. The record is from RefSeq and is a predicted model, not a curated record. Gene Ontology annotation, cellular component: nucleus. Bases 597 to 3128 code for a protein of 843 amino acids. Lineage: Eukaryota; Metazoa; Arthropoda; Insecta; Diptera; Syrphidae. Gene Ontology annotation, biological process: regulation of DNA-templated transcription. The transcript is spliced from 4 exons.
CUUUGUGUACGACAUAGAACGAUAGAACACAUAAUCCACAAUUAAUUGGAAAAUAUUUAUUAAAAAAUCGACGAAUUUAAUAAAAAUCAAGUGUUCGAUAAAAUAUAAUCAAUAUAUUGUGUAAAAAUAAUAAAAUACUAUUGUAUUUUCAGUUAUUUCGCCGAGAAAAAGUGCGCUGUAAGAAAAUUAUUUUUCCAAGAGAAAAAAUAAAACAAAUUGUGUGACUCGUCGUCAAAUUUUCAUACCCACUUUUUUUGACAAAUCUCAAGCGUGAGCAAGACGAGGAGUGCGUUGCGUGCGUGUUAAGAAGUAAUCCUGGGGUUUUCUCUUUUCCUCGGUCCUUUUUCGUGUAAAUUUUGUGAAUUUCUUUGGAUUGAAAAAUAAAAUAAAAGUUUUCAAUUCCUUUGCGGAAUUGAAAUUGUGCGUUGAAUUCUUAUUUCGGUUCGAGAACUUUUCGCCCGCUUGCCGGCGAAAGGGGCAAUGAAGUGAUAAAUUACAAUUUACAUCUCCCCGCAUCUUUCGGUUGGAAUAAAAAAAAAACACGGAAAUAAAAACAGAUCGUCAAUUGACAAAUCAAAGCGGAAGCGGUGGUUGAAAUGUCAGGAGGCGGAAGGGAAUCGUCAUCGUCGAACGGAUCGGCGGGUUCCUCGAGCAGCAGCAGCAAUAGCAGCAACGGUAUGGCAACGCCUCCGGUGAAUGGCCACCGGUCGCGUGGCCGCCCGGCUAAGAAGCCAGCCACCUGCACCUGGUGCGGCGAGAGCAAGCACCCACUGCAAUACGUCCUGCCUACACAGAACGGCAAAAAAGAGUUCUGCUCGGAGAUUUGCAUCUCGGAGUUCCGCAAGGCCUACAGCAAGGGCGCCUGUGUCCAGUGCGACAAUGUCAUCAAGGAGACUGCUCCCAGUCGAGAGUUCUGCUCGAUAGUGUGCAUGAACAAGAACCAAAAGAAGAACAUCAAUCGGCCCACACAGCAGCAGCAACAGCAGCAGCAGAGCCAGCAGCCGAACAACAACAAUCGGGGCGAACAGGAGCGCAAUCACAAGAUGAGUCCAGUGUCGUGCACUCCGACAGGGCCAUUUCAGUAUGAGAGCUUCCAUGUUUUCGAUUGGGAUGCUUAUUUGCAGGAAUCUGGCAGCGAAGCGGCACCAGCCGAGUGCUUCAAACAAGCCCCGAAUCCGCCAUCGAAUGACUUUAAAAUCGGCAUGAAAUUGGAAGCCCUCGAUCCGCGCAAUGUGACCUCAACUUGCAUUGCCACCGUUGUCGGUGUGUUGGGUUCGCGUUUGCGUCUUCGUUUGGAUGGCAGUGACAGUCAAAACGACUUUUGGCGCCUGGUGGAUUCCAAUGAGAUCCAUGCUAUCGGUCAUUGCGAGAAGAACGGCGGAAUGCUGCAGCCUCCAUUGGGAUAUCGUAUGAACGCCAGCAGCUGGCCUGGGUAUUUGUGCAAAAUUUUAAACAACGCGCUGGUGGCUCCGGAAAAUAUAUUCCAACCCGAGCCCGAGGGGCCGUCGGAGAAUCUAUUUCAAGUUGGGCAAAAACUGGAGGCAGUCGACAAAAAGAAUCCACAACUGAUUUGCUGCGCCACUGUUAAUGCAAUCAAAGACGAUCAGAUUCAUGUGACAUUCGAUGGAUGGAGGGGCGCAUUUGACUAUUGGUGCAGUUAUAAGUCGCGAGAUAUAUUCCCAGCUGGCUGGUGUGCCAGAAGUUGCCAUCCAAUGCAACCACCGGGCAAUAAAUGUCGCAUGGACUCGAGUUCGAAUAAGCAUCGCAGCCCACGCCAGAGGUAUACAUUUAUACAGGAAUCAGACGCAAUGGUGCCGGCCUCUCCGGUCACAGCUCAUUUCAAAAUGAACUGCAAAGGUGGUCCGUUCGUAAAUAGUUCGAAACUUCCAUCGAUGGUAACGGGGCCGACACAUCAGACAUUGGCCAAGUUGUGCCUGCAAGAAGUACUCGCAGCGAGUACAGAUACUUCUCAGCUAUCUAAGCUGCUCUUCGCCUUGGAUGGGGAUGUGCACAUUGUGACAGCUGCUGGAAAGAAUUUCACAGUAAAAAUUCCAUCCCAGCUGCGCAUGAAAGAUGAUGAAAGUCUGGCGACAUUUAUUGAAACGCUCUGUUCAACAUGCAGAGCAUGUCCGAAUUUGAUCUCGCUUGUAGCCGACACAGAAGAAUGUGAAAAAUGUUCGCAAAGCCACAAAAGACGCCAUGCAUCGCAAUCCCCGCCACCUGUUGCCGAAAAACGAAAACACCAUUCAGAGAAGCACCAUUCUGAAAAACACCAUUCAGACAAACACCAUUCAGACAAACACCAUUCAGAUAAACACCAUUCGGCGGAUGGUGAGAAACAUCACCAUCGUCAUCACCACUCCAGCAAUAAUUCAUCUCGCAAAGAUUCAACCAAUUCCACCUCAUCGUCGUCGACUUCCUCGUCCGUUGCCUCGAAUAUCACUAUAGCUCCGGUGGUGCCGACAAUCAAAAUUGAAAACACAGCGACGUCAAGAUCGGUGGAGCUGCUAUCGCCAACAAAUGCUAAAUUUCAUUCGCCUUUGGUGGCUGAAGUUCAUCCUGAACAAUCGAUUGUCUAUAAUAAUAAUAACAACAACAACAAUAACAACAAAAUGAACAAUUCAAAUCACAAUGCGACAGUCACAACGACCACAACAUCCACGGCGGCACCACAUGCCCCACAGAUUUGCGGCAACAGUGUCGGUGGCGGAGGCAAUAGCAAAAUGUCAAUGGCAUCACCAUCAGCGGCAUCAAUGGCUGCUGUAAGUUCGGCUGUUACGCCGACAUCGUCUUCUUCGUCUGCAUCUGCUGUGGCUUCCAUGAACGUACUGACAUCGGCUGCGAUUGCAUCAUCGGCUGCAGCAACCACACCGGUUGCACAAACACCUCUUAAGACACAUCCUGGCGAUUGGUCCAUUGAGGAGGUGAUUCAGUUUAUUGAGACAAAUGAUAUUUCACUGGCGGUUCACGGAGAUCUGUUUAGAAAACAUGAAAUCGAUGGGAAAGCGUUGCUGCUUUUAACGUCUGAAAUGAUGAUGAAGUACAUGGGCCUAAAAUUAGGGCCAGCCUUAAAAAUUUGCAAUCUAGUAAAUAAAGUUAAUGGACGUCGUAACAACGUAUCUCUGUAAAUAAACAUUUAAACAAUUAAUUUAGAUUAAGUUAUAGGUAAACAAAAAAACAAGAAGAAUACACAUACAAACCAACAUAACAACAACAAAACAAAAAAACAUUAAAACAUUUUUUAAUGAUAAACUUACAAUACAAAUUUAAUUUUAAUUUUAAAAAACAACAACAAGAAACUACAAGUUUUACCUGUAUAGAAUCCUAUAUAUAAAUAAUGUAGGUAAACAAACUGCGGUUAUAAAAA